UCCUACAUAGAAAGAGUCCCUCGACGUGAAAGAAGAAGUAGUCACGUACGAGAAUAUUCUGGAUGUCAUGGAAUAACCCAGAAAUGUCUGGUGACAUCUAGAACGUCAGAAAACUAUAUAAACAUUAUGUGUUUGACAUUCUAUAGUUCAGUUGUAAUUCAGAUUUAGUAGUCGACAGUUGUCAGUUUGUUAAAGUUUAUAUUGUAUUUGAGUUUGAAUAAAGUUACUUUGAAAAAGUUGUAACAUUGGUGACAGCGGUGGGAUUUAAGAGAUAUUGAAGAAGAUAUUGAGAAUUGUUUAUGGUAAAUACCAGAUCAUCUAAAGUUGAGAAGGAAAUGGAUACAUCCGGACCACCAGCAUGGUUUUUAAAAAUGAAAGAAAAUGAAGAGAAACGUAGGCAAGAAGAGAAAGAAAAUGAAGAGAAACGUAGGCAAGAAGAGAAAGAAAAUGAAGAGAAACGUAGGCAAGAAGAGAAAGAGGAAGAUAAAAAGCUUAGAAAAGAAGAGGAGGAGAGGCGUAGACAAGCAGAGGUAGAAAUUAUGAAUAGUUUGUCCCAAAUUCACGAGCAUUUUCAGUUAGAGUUACUAAUGUCGAAUCCGAACAAACAGCCCUUUCCUCUUCCAUCGUUGAUCCAGGCAUAAUUAGAAGUAGCAAAAUUUUAAAACCACCCACGUUUGAUGGCCAAACAGCGUGGGAA
Molecule: messenger RNA, 697 nt
Organism: Diabrotica virgifera virgifera (western corn rootworm)
Lineage: Eukaryota; Metazoa; Arthropoda; Insecta; Coleoptera; Chrysomelidae
Product: 101 kDa malaria antigen-like
Exons: 2
Coding region: 300-641 (113 amino acids)
Source: RefSeq, a predicted model, not a curated record